UAAUGGUUGACAAUUUGACAUGUAAUAAAAUUUACGAAAUAAAUUCGUAAUAUUUCGACUGUUUACCUCAAUAAAUAUGUGACUUUUCGGUUAUUUUAGUUAAUUGUACGGUUAAUAAGUGGUUUGGCUACUAUAUCUCAUUCAUCUUUCUUUAUUCUGUCCGUGCGAAUUAAAGUGUCACAAUGGAUAAUGCAGCUAUACAAACAUUGGAGGCGGCUGCUCAGAUGCUGAUGGCACCGCCGCAAAUAGUGACAUCAGAGCAGCGUCACCAAGCAGAAAGUGUAUUCCUAGAAUUUCGGAGCACCAAAAACCCUUAUCAGUUGUGCAGAGAAAUUCUAGAAAAAUCGUCAUCGGACUACGUACUUUUUGAAGCAGCUGGUUUACUGAAGGCUGCUCUCAUCAGAGAAUGGAGCUUAUUGUCUGAUAAUGAUAUAUCCUCAUUGCGAGAGUACUUACUGAAUUACCUUCUGAGGAAGGAGGCUCCACCGUUUUUGCGAGAAAAGCUUUUGCAGACUAUUGCAAUAAUCAUCAAAAGAGGUAGCAUCGACGAUGGAGGACGCGAAAGGAAAAACUUGAUUGCUGAACUGGAGAAAAUUAUUCUUAGCUCACCGAUUAGUCAGCAAAAGUUGGCCUGUUCCCUAAUCCUGGCUAUUAUGCAAGAAUUCGCUAUAACCGUUAAAUCUGCUGAUGUCGGUCUUAUAUGGGAAGUCCAUUUCCGUCUGAAGAAGUCUUUCGAAGCUCUGGAUUUGAAGAGAAUAUUUAGGUUUACUGUAGGCGUUUUAGAACAAAUAGUUCGCUCUGGUCAUCGUCCGGAAGGCGAUCAAGCUAUAUUGACGAAGCAGCUACUAACUAUAGUAGAGACGGUGUUAUGUUGGAGUCAUGUGUCGCCAUUACUGUCGAAGAGGUUGAUUGGCGCAUUCGAGGCUAUUUACGAAAGCGAUACCGCGCCUGCUUUGCGUUUAAGCCUAAGUUGGCGGGAUACUAUCAUGCAACCUGAACUAUUGUCGCUUUUCUUCGAGAUACACAUGUAUGUGAGAUCCAACCCUGACUUAGCUAGUCCUUCUCUCACGUGUUUGGUGCAACUGGCUUCUUUGAGUGGGGUGUUUGUAUCAGCCAGUAAUUUGAAACAACAGUAUUUGGAGAAUUACGUGAAUAGUUUCUUGAACAUGAUGGCGUACAUACAGCCGGUUGAGAGAGAAAUGCUUGGUAUCUCGGAUAUAUACCGGCGACUGAUACAGUUUUUCCCUCCGGGGUUGAUAGCAGCGACGCCGCUCGCGUUUCUGCAGAAUCUAACUUCACUGACUUGUCAUUGCAUCAGGGGGUCAGUUGUUGAGGAAGGAGUAAAUGAUGACACAGUAUGGAGAGAGUCUCUGAACAAGUUUCUUCAUAGCUGGAGUUCUCUAGUCCAUGAAACUGAUGGAUACACAAAUGAGACAUUGAUGAACCCAUGUAUUGAGAUCUUCAACACUUACUUACAAUGCAGAUUGGCACCUCCUGAUGGAACAAGGACUUCAGACAACGCAGAGGAUGACAUAAAGGAUGAAUUGGAAGAGGAUGAACGUAAACUACACAGCAAUGUUCUGCUGACUAUCGGCGCGAUCGCAAGGAAGGCGCCUGCACAUUGCUGCCAUGUGCUGUUUACGUUGCUACAGGAUAGGAGUAAACAGCUAGAAAGUCAAUUGCAAUUGAUGCACAUGGGAAAACUGCCCGUCAGUGGCGGAGGUCAUUUAGUCACGUUGUUUGAAGACCUGCAUUGGAUUCUCAUGAUCACUGGUCACUUCCUAGCUGUGGACUGCACUGAAGGAGAAACAGUAAUGAUUCCUUCAGAGAUCAUCAGUUACAGUUUAAUGGAAAACGCCAAUAUUGACGCCUCUCUCAGAUAUUUGGUCGGGGAGAGUACUAAUACUGAAAAUGUUGAUCCCAUUCUUAAAUUGGUCGGUGAGAUAAUGCGUAUAAACGCAUGGGAAUGUGCCGCAUUAGAAGCUGGUCUGGGCAGUGUGUUUAGUCCCGAACUAUCGGCCACGAUCUCCUGGCUGCUGAAGAUAUGGGCUAACUCCUACCUGAUGCCACAGCCCUCUGUCUAUUCUGAGAUGUCGCCGAUCCUAGCGUGCGCGUUCGGUCGCGGUUCGCGCGGCGUGGGCUGGGCGGUGUCGCGGCUGGCGGGCCGCGCCGCCGCCUGCCUGCGCCACCAGGCCGCGCAGCCCGCCGCCGCCACGCAUGCCACCCAGCUGCUCACUACACUGGCACACUCGCAGCACAAGCAAAAUCCACUGGCGAGUUGUGAAGAGUUCCUAGCGCUUUUGCAAUGGGAGGCGGCUGGUUGCAAUCUCCCGGGAGAAUUGAGGAAGGAAUUGCACCGGGCUUUCGCUAUCGCUGCUACUUAUGCUGAAGGUGACGUCCGAAACCGCUUACUUUCAAGUACAGUCUCACUACAAGAGAAGCUAAUGAAUCUAAUCAACAUGGAGUCUGAUACGGAACCCGUACGCAACAUGCUCGCUGAUACGCUUGAUUGUUUUAUCGGCGUCACUGAAGGUGUCCUAGAGGUUGGAACAAUGGACGAGCAAUUCAUGAUGCUGAUCGGUGCCUUAGACAAGAUACCCGGGAUUAUAUUCAGAUAUCACAAUUAUCCCGGAGUGGUGUUGCCAGCCUUGAAUUUACUCGCCAAGAGCGCGAAGAGAAUGUUGCACUCUGUACAACCCCAAAAUGUUAACAAAUUCCUGGAAAUUUGCAAUACUACAUUUGAAGUGUACAUGAGAUGGAAUUCCGGUAAAAUCUCGAGUAUUCCACAAGACGCUGAAGAGGAAGUCUAUGAGGACAUCUGCGCGCUGAUGGAGGUGAUCUGCAGCAUCGCGCGGUCAGGCGCCGAGCGCGGCGUCGGCGACACCUGCGCCCGCGGCCUGCGCCUGCUGCUGCCGCUCGUCACGCCGCCGCUGCUCGCGCUGCCCACGCUGGCGCAGCACGCCUACCGCAUGCUGCGGGACUUGGACAAUGCUGACCAGCUGACAAAUCUGCCAAUGGACGACUUCAACAUGGUAGUGACAGCGUUGCGCGUGGGCCUCACCGCGGUAUCGUGUGACGUGUCCACGUUAUGCUGCGACACCAUAGUGGGGCUGUCCAACAAAGUGCGGACACUAGGCGAUGACAACCCGUACGCAAUGACCCUGCUCACUCUCGCCGAACUACUCCUUAUGCUCAUCAUUAAGAUGGAAAUACCGCCCGAUUCCAUUCCCGCGGCUGGAGCGGCCAUUUACUCCCUCACUUGCGUCAAACCAGCUCUACUGGAAGGCUUGGCAAGGCAACUGAUCGAAGCGUUCGCAGUGAACGAUCCCGCCAACGUCCCGCGGUUAGAGGAAGCGUUCCGUCUGCUCACUAACGGAGUGCUGUUCGACGGCAUGAGAACACACAAGCUCCGCUUCCAAGACAACUUCGACAAGUUCCUAGCGAGUGUACACGGAUUCCUAAUCGUGAAAUAACUACCGUACGUACUGGCUCGGUUAGCUCGCCGGGAAUAUAUGGACGAUGAAAGCUUUGGCUUUGAGUUUGACUAUGACGAUGACAGCGAUUAACGUUGUACGCAAUUCCUGCCUGUUGACGCAGAAUUGCAGUUUUGACGAUUCUCUUAUAUCGUUACGUACUGAACGUGAACCAAAUUGGUGCAAAUGUGGUCUUCGGUUUUGUUUUGCGCGGUUUGUGCGACUCGAAUGUCUGAUAUAUUGAAUAGUUAAGUUUAUUGUUUUAAGUCCUUCCCUGGGCUGUGUCAAAUGUAAUUGAAUACACUAUUGUGUCUAGUAUAGUUUGUUACUUAUUAUGACAUUUUUCUUAGGUGCCAUUAGGAAAAAUGCAAUAUUAAUUUUAUAUUGUUUGGAAAAUUAAUAAGGCCUAUUAAAUUAAUAUUUCACAGGGUGCUGUGACUUUGACUGUUUAGUCCUUAUGCAACAUUAUGUUGAUAGUUGACAUAAUUUACUUACAUCAUUUCGUUGCUUUAUAUUCUGCAAUAUUAUGUUCACAACGAAGUUAUUAUGAAUUCUAUAAAUGUGGUUGUGAAUGUGUAAAAUGCAGAAGUUUUACUGUGGUAUUAUAUAUUUCUUAGGAGUAAAAUGAAGAGUACAUUUUUAGUACUUAUUGCUAGAGCGAUUGUGAUUUCUAUCGUUGCAACUAAUGUUAUUGUAAGAGGAAAGUCCUUAGCACUUUUGCGUAUUAUAUUGCAGGUUUUACUCCGUCUUAAUAAAUUAGUCUAAAUAUUGUCAUCUUGUCAACUUAUUCUUAUAAUGUGUAUAUUAUAUUGAACUUGAAUGCUUAAGAUCUCAAAUGCAAUUUGUUAUUUGAGAAUAGUAAGAACAUUGUUUUGAUGUUCUGUAGUACAUACAACCGACUUUUUUGUGUACGAAUUUACGUAUUAUUGUUUAUAUUUUUCUCUUAAAUUAAGUAGAUAUAGCCGAAGUAUCAAAGCCGUAGUUUAGUCGUUACUUCGAAGCAUACCGACAGUUUUGCCGACAGUCUUGGCAGAUACUUGAACUAGUAUUUUAAAUACAUACUUAGAUUAUUUCCCUGACGCAAUAACUAAAGAUGUUAUUUCCUGUAUAUCCUAUAUUGUAAUUGAAUAAUAUCCACCUAGCUACUAUUUAUUUUUGUUGAAUAGAAUAAGAUUUUACAUUUCAGUAAAUAACAUAAACAUGUGCUUUUAAGAUGCUAGUAUGUUUAAAGAAAACGUAUUUAAAUUACGAUUUUUAUUUUUUUCAAUUGAAUAUUAUAACUUUGUAAUGGAACGUAUUUGUUGUAUAUCAGAAUACUUACAAUUCAAUUAGAUAUAAAUAGAAAAUAUUAUAUAAAAUACAUAUUUUCUUAUUGUAGGUAAUUACAGAAAAAUCGUUAGUAUAAAAUUAAAUGCUCUUACUCUUAUAACUCUAAUAAGGAACAGACUUUUAUGUUUGUUCAGUUGUUAAAAUAAAAAUGUUGAAUUGUUUUUAAAUCCGAAGGCUUGUUGUAUUUCGAAUUAGAACUUGACUUCUAAAGCAUUAAAUGUAAAAUAUUCUAGUGUUCUUAAAAAUGUGACAAGUAUGAGGCUUCAAGGAAACAAGAUUUGUCUGAUUAAUAUAAGCAAGGCAGAAGACGUUUGUAAAUACUCUGAAUAUAUAUUUUAAACACCAUGGAAAGUCUUCUUUAAAUUUUUUGUCAGUAUCUAUUUAAUUAAAUUGUACAAAUUUUAUAAAAUCA
This is a messenger RNA of Helicoverpa zea (corn earworm), 5214 nucleotides long. RefSeq names its product exportin-4-like. Gene Ontology annotation, cellular component: cytoplasm; nuclear pore. The record is from RefSeq and is a predicted model, not a curated record. Gene Ontology annotation, biological process: protein export from nucleus. Bases 183 to 3473 code for a protein of 1096 amino acids. Lineage: Eukaryota; Metazoa; Arthropoda; Insecta; Lepidoptera; Noctuidae. The transcript is spliced from 15 exons. Gene Ontology annotation, molecular function: nuclear export signal receptor activity; small GTPase binding.